AUGGCACAAGGACAAAAACUCAUAAGAGCCAUGUUUCAUCUUUUGCUGCUUUUAGGGUUUUCCGCGAUUGGGGUCUGUCUCUCCCGACAGUAUCACUUCAUUAACAAGAAUAAAACUUGGGCUGAAGCACAGAGAUACUGCAGAGAGAAUUAUGUUGACUUAGCCACCAUUGAUAAUGUUGAAGAAGAGCUGGCCCUUAUUAAAACAGUAGAUAUCAGGAAUACCAGCCCCAUCUGGAUCGGACUUUAUGAUGAUCUGAACAGCUGGAAAUGGUCUCUGGAUGAUGAUGAUGAUGAUGAUGAUGAUUUCUACCAGGAGGCAGAGACAAGCUUUAGAAAUUGGUAUAUACAGAAACCCGAAAAGUGGUAUGAAAAUAGCUUAUGUGCAAUCUUUUCAGGGUUUAAUGGAGCAUGGGAGAAGAAGAAUUGCUCAGAUGUGCAUCCAUUUAUUUGCUUUGAUGGUGAGUAUAGCAGAAAGGUAUAUUUAUCAUUAAACAUUUCUAAGUCAUCAGCAUCUUCUUAUGUGCACCACUUUGUAAAUGAAAGUAAGACCUGGCUGGAUGCACAGAGCUACUGCAGAGAGAAUUAUACUGACUUGGCUACCAUUGACAACAUGGAGGAAAUAAACACGCUCCUUAAAACUGUGAACGGCAGCUAUGCAGAUUUCGCCUGGAUUGGAGGGUAUGAUGAUCUGGACAGCUGGAGAUGGUCCUUGGACGAGGAUAGUGAACGAGGAAGUGGGUGGAACCGCGAACCCGAUAACUACAAUGGGAAAGAGCUGUGUGUCUUUAUCCGUUCUGAUGGAAAAUGGUCAGAUGGAGAUUGUAACAAUCAUUUGACAUUUGUUUGCUAUAACGGUAGAACUGUAACAGAAGGCUACGUCUGGGUUAACCAGUUAAUGCCCUGGGCGGAAGCUCAGCAUUACUGCCGACAGCACUACAAAGACCUGGCCAGAGUGAGAAAUCAAGCAGAUAAUGAAAAAAUCCGCAACCUGACAGGUGGCUUCGAGGCUUGGAUUGGUUUAUACAGGACCAGAGUUUGGUCAGACCAGCAUGUGGCUGUAUAUGAAAACUGGAGACCUGCCACCACUUAUAGUCCUGGACAACCUGACAAUGGUUUAUAUGCUUAUUGGGAACAGGGCAAUCAGCAAUGUGCUGCUGUAUCGCUCAGCGAUUCAGGGCAGUGGACAGACGAGGACUGCUUAGCUACAUUCCCCUUUAUUUGCUAUAGCAAAUUGUGUACAGGAUCAUUAUGUACCCAUCAGUAUGACUUCAUUACUGAGAAUAUGACCUGGACUGAGGCCCAGAGUUACUGCAGAGAGAAGUACACUGAUCUCGCCACCAUAGAAAACAUGGAGGACAUGGGAAGUCUGCUUGACACAGUAUACGGCACCUAUUCUGGUUUAGCCUGGAUUGGCCUGUAUGAUGACCUGAACAGCUGGAAGUGGUCUCUGGAUGAUGGUCCUUUCUACAGAGGGAAAGAGAGAAGCUUUAGAAACUGGUUUCAAUACAAACAAAGGAAUUGGUUCGGCAACACUUUGUGUGUACACCUUUCGGGUUUGGAUGGAAUAUGGUGGGGAGCUUCUUGUUAUAUCUCAUUAGCAUUUAUCUGCUUUGAUGGAAGAGUAAAUGCCGGCGAGAGAUAUGUCCUUGUUUAUCAGUACCUGAAUUGGACUGAAGCUCAGAGAUACUGCAGAGAGCAUUACACAGACUUGGUCAGUGUAAGGAACGAGUCUGAGAGCCAGAAAAUAAGACUAUUAUUAUAUAAGUAUAAUUACAGUAGAAGCGUAUGGAUUGGCCUGUACACUACAAGGUCUUGGUCAGAUAGGAGCAAUUCUUCGUUCAGCAACUGGUAUCCAGGUCAACCUGAUAAUUCAGGACAGGAUGAAUACUGCACUGCUGUUUUAACUGAAUCCGGAAAAUGGGCAGAUGAAAACUGUGGUCAAGACUUCCCAUUCUUUUGCUACACAACGAGAUCGAUCUCUCAUCAGUAUCACUUUGUCAACGAAUCUAAAAACUGGACUCAAGCACAGAGAUACUGCCGAGAGAGUUACACCGACCUGGCAACCAUUGAUAAUGUAAAGGAAAUGAACAGCCUCCUUAAUGCAGUAAAUGAAAGCUAUUGGGGCUUAGCCUGGAUUGGAUUAUAUGAUAAUCUGAAUGACUGGAGAUGGUCUCUGGAUGAUGAUGCUUUCUAUGAGGAGGGUGAGAGAGAGUUUAGAGGAUGGUACCAUGAACCGAAUAACUACGGCGGGAACGAACUGUGUGUUUUCAUGUACUACACAGGGGAAUGGUUUGAUCUACAAUGUAAUCAGAGGUUGGGAUUUGUGUGCUAUAAUGGUACAAGCAACAUGUAUGUAUGGGUCUCUGAAAAAAUGACUUGGGAAGAAGCUCAGAGGUUCUGCAGAGCAAACCACACAGACCUGGCCAGUGUGAGGAAUGAGACUGAGCUUAAGAAGAUACUAAGUGUUACACAAGACUUUGAAGUAUGGAUAGGUCUUUACAGGAACCGAUUAUGGUCAGAUCAGAGCAACUCGACUUUUGCAUACUGGAGACCAGAAAUUCAAACUCAUAUAAUAGCAGAACCUGAUAAUGGUUUGUAUUCAAAUGGACAACUGGGAAAUCAACACUGCACCGCUAUGGAUAAUACUGGCAAGUGGACUGAUGAAAACUGCUCAGCCAGGUUUCCCUUCUUCUGCUACAGUGUAACAACUCCAGGAGCUAUGAUAGAACUGCAAGUUAAAAUGAAAUUGAAGAGAAACAUGCUGGACUCUCGUAUAAAAGACCUUUUUUCGAUACAUUUUCAACGAGAACUGAGCAGACUGGGGCUGUCAAGGACCUUUACUUUGAGAGUGAAAACCAUCCAGAAGGUCAGCCCAUGA
This is a messenger RNA of Clarias gariepinus (North African catfish), 2880 nucleotides long. Its product is annotated as C-type mannose receptor 2. NCBI's taxonomy places the organism in Eukaryota, Metazoa, Chordata, Actinopteri, Siluriformes, Clariidae. Bases 1 to 2880 code for a protein of 959 amino acids. The record is from RefSeq and is a predicted model, not a curated record. The transcript is spliced from 12 exons.